This is a messenger RNA of Neoarius graeffei (lesser salmon catfish), 1250 nucleotides long. It is a transcript of the gene hs6st3b, whose product is annotated as heparan sulfate 6-O-sulfotransferase 3b. Lineage: Eukaryota; Metazoa; Chordata; Actinopteri; Siluriformes; Ariidae. Gene Ontology annotation, molecular function: heparan sulfate 6-sulfotransferase activity. Bases 6 to 1250 code for a protein of 414 amino acids. Gene Ontology annotation, cellular component: membrane. The transcript is spliced from 2 exons. The record is from RefSeq and is a predicted model, not a curated record.
GAUUCAUGCUUGUCUCGAGAACAUCCUCUCUCAUGAUCAUGAACGAUAAACCCAAUAAACUGGUGUUCAUCCCGGUCCUGGCUGUCCUUUUCGUGAUGAUAGGCUAUCAGUACAUCUGUCCAGCAGGAAGCCAGUCGUGCCAUCUGCGGAACGGUGGUGACCCCAGAGGGCCACACGCGGCUGUCACGGACGGCGCGCCGCACGUGGAGCGCGAGCUGGAACCAGACGCCGCGUCCAAGUUCAACUUCAGCGAGCGCGAGCUGGCGCGCCGCGUCGAUUUCGACAUGAAAGGCGACGACGUGCUUGUGUUCCUGCACAUCCAGAAGACCGGCGGCACCACGUUCGGGCGUCACUUGGUGCGCAACAUGCGCCUGGAGCGACCGUGCGACUGUCAGACGGGCCAGAAGAAGUGCGCGUGCCGGCGUCCGGGCCGUGAUGAGUCGUGGCUCUUUUCGCGCUUCUCCACGGGCUGGAGCUGCGGCCUGCAUGCCGACUGGACCGAGCUCACUAACUGCGUGCCAGCCGUUAUGGACAAGAAGCGCGCUCCGAAGCGGAAAAAGAAUUUCUAUUACAUCACCAUGCUGCGGGACCCGGUGUCACGCUAUCUGAGUGAGUGGAAGCAUGUACAGCGUGGUGCCACUUGGAAAACAUCACUCCAUAUGUGUGAUGGCCGUGCACCCACCCAGGCAGAGCUACCUUCAUGUUACAGCGGCGAUGACUGGUCAGGUGUGACACUGCGAGAAUUUAUGGCAUGCCCACACAACCUGGCUAACAACCGGCAGGUGCGCAUGCUGGCUGACUUGAGCCUGGUCGGCUGUUACAACCUCUCGUCCAUGGAUGAGCGUGAACGUGGUUCAAUCUUGCUCGCCAGUGCCAUGAGUAAUCUGAAAAACAUGGCCUUCUAUGGCCUGACUGAGUUCCAGCGUAAGACCCAAUACCUGUUUGAGCACACUUUUCGGCUGCACUUCAUUGCAGCAUUUACACAGCUCAACAGUACACGCGCUGCUGGUGUGGAAUUGCGGCAAGACAUGCGCAACCGCAUCGAACGCCUCAACUUCCUCGAUGUGCAACUCUACAAGUUUGCCAAGGAGCUAUUCCUGCAGCGUGUGCAGUUUGUACGCCAACAGGAGAGGCAGGAGCGGCGCUGGCAACAUGAGCAGAAGUACCAUCAGAGUAUACGGCAGUCGGAAGAAAACCAAUCGCAGCCUACCACCACAGAAGACUAUGCCAGCCAGGUGGCACGCUGGUGA